Messenger RNA from Vanessa atalanta (red admiral), 1796 nucleotides. Its product is annotated as connectin-like. Gene Ontology annotation, molecular function: protein binding. The record is from RefSeq and is a predicted model, not a curated record. The coding region runs from base 1 to 1545 and encodes 514 amino acids. Lineage: Eukaryota; Metazoa; Arthropoda; Insecta; Lepidoptera; Nymphalidae. The transcript has 2 exons.
AUGGAGACCGUCAUUCAAUAUUUACUUCUGGCUCUUGCGCUGACCUCAGUGCAAAUAUCCUUUACUGAAAGCCGUCUAAAUGAAAAACGUAGAGAUAAAACUGAGAGGAGAUAUCAUGCUGUACAAGCUAAGGAUAAUAUGUGCGAAAUAACAAAUAGAGAAUCAAAAGUACACUGCUAUUGUGAAAACACGGCCAUAAAAACCGCUACACGAGCGGACUGCUGGGUUUUUAAUGGAGGUAUAGACGAAACCGAUCCAAUUUGGACGAGUUUUAGUUCGCAACCGUAUCUUGAAAGAUUAACAUUCAACGUAAGGUCAGACGGUGCACUCAAAUUCAUUCCUUUACAAGUAAUCCAUCGUUUAAAGAAAUUGCAGAAGCUAUUCAUUCAUUACGCGACAUUAAAUAAAAUCGAGAAGAAGACCUUUACAAACAUAUCCACAGUGAGAGAAAUAACAUUAAUGAAUGAUAAAAUAAUGGAAUUAGAUUUUUCCUCAUUCUCAAAUCUACCGGCACUUGUUAAUUUAACGAUAAAAGGAAACAAAGUUACUGAAAUACAACGGGACGUUUUUGUGGAUUUGCCAAAUCUCAGAUACCUAGAUUUGUCAUCUAACGCUAUCAGUCUUACUCAUGAUGGAUGUUUCGAACAUUUGAACGUUCUUAACGAUUUAGUCCUUGAAGCAAAUUUAAUAUCUGUAUUAACUAGAGAUACUUUUAAAGGUCUAGGUAAUUUAACAAGAUUAGAUUUGAGAUCGAAUAAAUUGUCAAUGAUUGGUGAUUUGACAUUUUCAGAACUGUGGAAUUUAAACGAACUCCUUUUAGACAAUAACGAAUUGAAAUAUUUAUCUGAAAGGGCCUUUGAUGGACUGGCUUUACUUCAGAAAUUAUCUAUGACUGGAAAUCAAUUGCAAUCCAUUAACGAGGGCCUAUUGGAAGGCGUAAGAGGACUGGAGUUAUUAGAUUUGAGAAAUAAUGAAAUUGAAUUAUUAACUUACGAAACUGUUAAACCAAUUCUUGAGAAUUUGAAGAUGAAAACGUCUGUCUUAUAUUUAAGCGGUAAUCAAUUAAACUGUGAUUGUCGUUUAUCGUGGAUUCAACUAUUGCGUAAUGAAACUAAAAGUGAACCUCUCCGAAUAGCACUUGACGAUGUAACAUGUGUUCCUAAUACUGCUAAAAGUGUGGGUGCUUCUAACGAUUUGAAUGGAGACAUAGUACAGGACGAAAAAUCUCUUAAAACCGAAAACCUAUUCGAAUUGGAAUCUAGCAGUGACGUCUUCCAACAGGACGGCAAUGAUGAAGAACUGUUUGGAGAGAGUAAUCCAUCUUAUAAGUUUGAAGCAACUUUAAAACCCAUCCCUAAUCAAAUUGCAUUAGUUGAUAUACCGACGGAAUCUUUGCCGUGUCCGGGAGAGCUAAUACAGAACGGGGAAGAUUCUUUAAUGCUUUCAUCGAAAGAUGAAAGUUAUUGGCAACCUAAUUCCAGUUUGAAGAUAUUAUCAAGUUUGUCGUUAGUGCUUACGUUAGUAAUAAUAAGUUUUGUUCAUUAAGAACAAAAUAUUAAUUAGAAUGGAUUUCUAAAGGACUUGAUUCUUAUAACAUCUCAUUGUGUUGCUUAUUCGAAUAAAUGAAGAAGACUGGUUAAGGAUAUGUAAUUAAAUUUAUCUAUAGAAGACAAUUAUUUGGAUGGUAAUGUUGAACUGAAUCGCGUGAUGGUAAUACGAAUUUAGGGCUUAAAUUGGUAAGAUUAGUUUUCGUAAUCAGAAAUAAUUAACAACGUUGAUUUAUUAUAAUGAAAGGG